AUGUCAUUUAUAAUAGCAUGGUAUAACAAGAUAGAAUCCAUAAUAAUAUCAAUCUUAUCUUCAACAGAAUUUUCAAAUCAUCAUUUAAAUAAUGAAAUAUCUAAAAAGAUCACAGUUUGGGCUAUUAUUAUACUGGUAUUAAUAUUGAUUUAUAAAUUAAUUUUCCAAAUUGGUGUUAAUUUCCAAUUAUGGGAAUUACCUGGUAAAGAAUUCUUUAUUGAUAAACCUGUUCAUUGUGCUCAUGUUUAUGUUGAUGGUUAUGUUAUUACUAAUGGUGAAAUAAAUAAUAAAAUUAUUUUAUCAAAACCAUUAAAUUAUCAUUUAGAAUUUACUAUUGAAGAUUUUGAAAAUAAUAAAGAUCCUGAAUUAGGUUGUACUUUAGAAUUUACCAGGAAAAAAUUAUAUUUUUUGUUUAAAGAUUCUUCAAUUUUCCAAGAAAAAUUAUCAUUAAAACAACAAGAAAAUUAUAAAAUUAAUGAUGUAUUAGUUUAUCAUAAAAACAAACUAUUAAAAGAUGAUAAUAAAGCAUUAUGUUUAUUAGGUGUUGAAACUGGUAAUAGAUUAAAAGUUUACUACAAUUUAAUAUAA
Messenger RNA from Hansenula ciferrii, 588 nucleotides. It is a transcript of the gene ERG29, whose product is annotated as Erg29p. The coding region runs from base 1 to 588 and encodes 195 amino acids. The record is from RefSeq and is a predicted model, not a curated record. Lineage: Eukaryota; Fungi; Ascomycota; Saccharomycetes; Phaffomycetales; Wickerhamomycetaceae. The transcript has a single exon.